UUUUAGAGUCUCCAGAAAGGCAAGAACGAAGCUGGCCUGCUGUAAUGCUUCUUCUAUUCUCUCUCUACACAUUUUAUUCGUGCUCUCUCUCUAAGAGUUGGAAAUAAGUGAUUAAAAUAAAUAAAGAAAUAAAAGGAUGUGCUUCACAGAUUCCAGUUGGUGCGAAUGCGAGCUAAACAAAACCUGAUGAUGAUGGCGUUGAUCACACUCCAUUCCCCUACCAAUACUUCUUACUUGUUGCUAUAAUAAUUUUCAUUUUCUCAAACACCCCCUACAUCUCUUCCCCAUACUGUUACUCUCAAUCAGUUCGAUUAUGAGUCUCUGACUCACUCUUCAAUAUCAUUCCAUAGAAUGGACGGUGGUGAUGGGACGGUGAGGUUGGGGGCUUUGAACUUGAAGCCGGAUCACAGCGGCUUCGAUUCAGGCCCUGAUGUGUCCGUUUCUUCGCCUGUUACGAGACAAAAAGCUGCGGCUGCAAAACAGUUCAUAGAGAAUCAUUAUAAGAACCAUCUACAAGGACUGCAAGAUCGUAAAGAGAGGCGACGAGCGCUUCAAAUGAGAGCACAAGAAGCUCAGGUUUCAAAUGAAGAACAAGAGGAGAUGCUUAGGAAUUUGGAGCGCAGAGAAACAGAGUAUAUGAGGCUGCAAAGGCGUAAAAUUGGAAUUGAUGAUUUUGAACAGUUAACUGUGAUUGGAAAAGGUGCAUUUGGGGAGGUUAGGUUAUGCAGAGCCAAGGACACCGGAGAGAUUUUUGCUAUGAAGAAAUUGAAGAAGUCAGAGAUGCUUAGCCGUGGACAGGUUGAGCACGUCCGAUCAGAGAGGAACUUACUGGCGGAGGUUGAUAGUCGGUGCAUAGUAAAACUUUUCUACUCUUUUCAAGAUUCUGAUUUCUUGUAUCUGAUUAUGGAGUAUUUACCUGGUGGAGACAUAAUGACAUUAUUGAUGAGAGAAGAUACUCUUUCUGAAGAUGUUGCACGUUUUUACAUCGCGGAGAGCAUUCUAGCCAUACAAUCAAUUCACCAACACAAUUAUGUUCACAGGGACAUAAAACCAGAUAACCUGAUACUGGACAAAAAUGGACAUUUAAAGCUUUCAGAUUUUGGCUUGUGCAAACCUUUGGAUGAUAAGUAUUCAAAUUUACUGGAAAAUGAAAAUUUUUCUACCCAGGAAGGAAGAAAUGAAUCUGAAGGGCAUUCUACCAGUGACAGACCCCCCUGGUUGAUGCCGAAAGAAAAAUUGCAGCAAUGGAAACGCAAUCGACGUGCAUUGGCUUAUUCAACAGUUGGAACUCUUGAUUAUAUGGCUCCUGAAGUGCUACUAAAGAAGGGGUAUGGAAUGGAGUGUGAUUGGUGGUCCCUUGGUGCUAUCAUGUAUGAGAUGCUUAUAGGCUAUCCUCCCUUCUGCUCUGAUGAACCAAGGAUCACAUGCCGCAAGAUAAUCAAUUGGAAAACAUGCCUUAAAUUCCCUGAGGAACCAAAGAUAUCAAGCGAGGCCAAAGAUCUUAUUUGCCACUUGCUCUGUGAUGUUGAAACAAGGCUGGGGACCAGAGGAGUUGAAGAAUUGAAGGUGCAUCCAUGGUUCAGGAGCACUCAGUGGGAUUUUCUGUAUGAAUUGGAAGCUGCAUAUAAGCCUACAGUCAAUGGAGACUUGGAUACUCAGAACUUUGAGAAGUUUCCUGAUCUGGAAGGCCCACCAUCCACAAUACCAAGUGUAGGGCCUUGGAGGAAGAUGUUGACAUCAAAAGAUACCAAUUUUAUUGGAUUUACUUAUAAGAAAUCAGACGUCCUUAAAUCAAUGCAAAGUUCAGGUACAGACAUGAAAUUGAAUGACUCUUCGAAGGCUCCAUCUCUAAUUUCCUUGUUAGGUCAGAUUGACCUGCAAGAGACUGCAACAUCAGAAGGUGAGCAGAAGCCGGAAACAUGAGAUCCAAGUAUCAUGCUUUGCUGCAAGUGCUGUCGAUAUUCCUAGUUCUGCAAUCUACAAAGGGAGAAUUAUUCGAGGCUGAAAUCUGAAUCGGAAGACAUGAACAAGGACACCAUGAUUUUACAAGUGCUUGUAAGCUGAAUUUCUGGGCCACAAUGAUUUUUGCAUACACGAAUCUGUUUUGGUACUUCAUAGCAACUAAAUAGUUCAGUUCAAAUCGAAAACAAUUUGUUGGGAGCUUGUCUUCCUCUCACACGUGUCAGAGCCAGGUACGAAAAAGCAACUCUUGAGUACUUCACGUGUUUGUGCGCGCGCGUCAAUGUUUACAGGGGAUUGGCUGAUCUACUUAUAUGUAUAUUUUUCGUGUAGCUCGAUCCAAUUUUUUUUUAAACUAUAAUUUUUUGAGGCUA
Molecule: messenger RNA, 2333 nt
Organism: Populus nigra (black poplar)
Lineage: Eukaryota; Viridiplantae; Streptophyta; Magnoliopsida; Malpighiales; Salicaceae
Exons: 12
Coding region: 352-1923 (523 amino acids)
Biological process (GO): intracellular signal transduction; peptidyl-serine phosphorylation
Molecular function (GO): protein serine/threonine kinase activity; ATP binding
Source: RefSeq, a predicted model, not a curated record